This is a messenger RNA of Notechis scutatus (mainland tiger snake), 1563 nucleotides long. It is a transcript of the gene TMEM198, whose product is annotated as transmembrane protein 198. Gene Ontology annotation, biological process: positive regulation of canonical Wnt signaling pathway. The record is from RefSeq and is a predicted model, not a curated record. Lineage: Eukaryota; Metazoa; Chordata; Lepidosauria; Squamata; Elapidae. Gene Ontology annotation, cellular component: cytoplasmic vesicle; plasma membrane.
AGCAGCGUCUGCUCUCCGGGACGUCGGGAGCGCCGGUUCACGCAGGAUGAAAAGAGAACCGCCGGUAGCCGCGAAUCUCUUUCCCUCCUGCGCCGGGACAGCCUCGGGCAACGAUGGAAAUUAAGUCAUGAGGCAGUAUCUUCUACAAGUGACUGGGAGGGAGAAGGGAGCCUGACAGAAGCCUUGAAGAGCCAUGACGUCAACUGUACAGUCUCUGCGUUUCCCACUGCUUCCACAUGAACCAGACCAAGACCGGACACAUAGUUGUGAUCAGGAGAUUGAGAGGCACUAUCAAGUAGUGCCCUCAGUUGUGUGUGCCAUGUGCUGCCUCUUUGGGAUCAUCUAUUGCUUCUUUGGAUACCGAUGCUUCAAAGCAGUGAUGUUCCUGACUGGGCUGAUGUUUGGUUCAGUAAUCAUCUUCAUGUUGUGCUACAAAGAGCGGGUGCUGGACACUCAGCUAAGCGUGGAGGCCUCUGUGGGCAUUGGCCUGGGCAUUGGCGUGCUCUGCGGGCUAGUCACCAUGCUGGUACGCAGUGUCGGGCUCUUCAUGGUUGGGCUGCUGCUGGGGCUACUACUGGCUGUGGCUACACUGGUAGUGAUGGAGCAGUUCUACCACCCACCUACUGUCUGGAUUCCCAUUGGCUUAUUGCUGGGGGUGGGCAUGCUGUGUGCUGUCCUCACCCUACAAUGGCAGCGCCUCUUCACCACAUUGUCGACUGCUGUCUUCGGUAGUGCUGUCAUGACCGCCACUGCUGACUACUUUGUUGAGCUCUUUUUGCUGCUGCAGUAUGUUUAUGAGCGUGUCAAAGUGGCACCUGCCCGGCCCAUCUGCUGGUACAGCUGGGUCAUCCUGGGUACUUGGCCUGUCCUGGCAUUUUUGGGUGUCUUGGUGCAAUGGAAAGUCACAGCUGAAGGAUACUCACACACUGAAGUGAUUAUCAGUCGGCAGCAGCGUCGUGUGCAGUUGAUGCGGAUCAAGCAGCGGGAAGAGCGGAAAGAAAAGAAGAAAAAGCGGCCACAUCCUCAUCCCCACCUGCAACAUAAGGCCCAUCCGCCUGAGCCGGCCUACCGCCGCAAGCCUAAUCCUGUGCGUCGAUUUGAUGGGGAUGUGCUCUCCCCAAGCUACAUACAGAGCUUCCGAGAACGGCAGACAGGUUCCUCUCUCAACAGCCUCCUGGCCAACGCUCAUGCUGCCAUUGACAUAGACUAUGACUGUGGCUCCACUGUGCCCCUGACCACCGGCUCGGGUCCUGCCAUGAGAGUAUAGACCAGCACUUCCCCCUGAAUACAAGUGCUGUCUCCUGUGGUCACCUGGGCCAAGCCAUGUGGCUAGAACUAGCAUCUUGGUUACCACCAGGAACUGAGAACAUUCUUCACUGGCAUUUGCAGCCUAUGCGCAGACGUAUUUCAACACCUCUCAAACCGCUAAACAUAAGUGGAAUUCUUCCUAGUGCUUCUAAGCCAUCAUGCAACGAGAGGUGAGGAAGGAGUUUGAGCAGGUGCUUGAGGCAAAGGGCUGAAGCGAGAUCUGGCUGUAAUCCACGCAUGGUCAGAAAUGUGAAA